Molecule: messenger RNA, 1638 nt
Organism: Carica papaya (papaya)
Lineage: Eukaryota; Viridiplantae; Streptophyta; Magnoliopsida; Brassicales; Caricaceae
Gene: TRM82
Product: Transducin/WD40 repeat-like superfamily protein
Biological process (GO): RNA (guanine-N7)-methylation; tRNA modification
Cellular component (GO): nucleus; tRNA methyltransferase complex; cytosol
Molecular function (GO): protein binding
Source: RefSeq, a predicted model, not a curated record
AUGAAGGAAAGAAGAAUACCACUUGGACGGACGGGCCUUGGAAAGCCCAUCUAACUUCAAUUCUUCUUCUCCCUCAAAAGCCUGAACCCGUCAAGCGGGAAGAAGAAAUAAAAAAAAGAAAAAACCGCAGCAGAAAAACCCUAAGAAAAAAAAACACUAACCUGUCUUGCGUUCCCAGACAGGGCAGACCCGAAGAAAUGGAAGAUACGCAAAUCGAGGAGGGAGAGAGUCACGGAGACAACGAGGUUGCUCCAGCAUUGAUAGCGAUCCACCCCACCCAGAGUUCGGUUGCAGUCGCUGUCGGGUCGGACCUUCGUGUCUUCGAUAUCCAAGGUGAUUGUGCCGUCUCGUUAGUGGAUGAUUCCGGUGGGCGUUCCCACAAGGAUUCUAUAAGAGCUAUUCGCUAUGGGGCUAAUGGAAAGCUCUUUGUCUCUGCUGGUGAUGACAAACUUUUGAAGAUUUGGUCUGCGGAAUCUUGGCACUGCAUUGCUACCGUGUGUUCAGAGAAGAGAGUUAGUGCGGUAACAAUAAGUAAUGAUGGUUUGCAUGUCUGUUUUGCUGAUAAAUUUGGAGUUGUUUGGGUUGUUGAUUUGCAUGGGCUUGAUGGAAGUCAAGCCGUACACAACAAGAAGGCAGCACCGUUACUUGCUCACUAUUGCAGUAUUAUCACUAGCCUGGAAUUUUCCCCAGAUGGCAAGUACAUUGUUAGUGCAGAUCGGGACUUUAAGAUUCGUGUUACUGUUUUUCCUAAUAAGCCUUUAGAUGGAGCUCAUGAAAUACAAAGUUUUUGCCUUGGUCAUACGGAGUUUGUAUCAUGCCUUGCCUUUAUUUGCACCCCAGAUUAUCCCCAGGGUUUUCUUGUGUCUGGAGGGGGUGAUUCAACAGUUCGAUUGUGGGAUUUUACCUCUGGAUCUCUUCUUGAUACAUGUGAAGUUGGUGUGAAGGCAGGACAUUUAGAGUCUAAUGGAAGCGAACUGGCACAUUCUACUGUUACUGAUCUGUGCGCGCUCUCAGGUUCACUUGUAGCAGUGGCUGUUCAGAGCUUGCAAGCAAUAGUGUUAUUGAGCUGCGACCUCUCUACUCAAACUCUUUCUGUUGCCAAGCUGGUUUCCAUCAAAGGAGAGUGUUUCAUUCCUACUAGUCUUGGGAGUUGCACAGCCGGAGGACUAUUGUGGAUGGUAACAGGCGUCUCUAACCUGCCUGGGUUUGAUUACCCUUCUUUCUCUCGAGUGAAGGUUAUAUCCAGUUUAGAAGAAAGUACUCCUGAUACUAGCGACAGAAAGCCAAUUGUGUUGGAAGAUAAUCAAAUACCCGGGAGAGAAAAACUUCUCGAGAAGUUGCAAGGAAGUGUGUCGAUUGAGGGAAAGUUUUUCUUGGCUGCUGCUGAAUCUGUGAAGAAAGCUAUGUCCAAUUUAUUGAUUAAGAAGCAUUACCCUACAGAGAAUAGAGACUUCAGAAAGAGGACCAGAAAUGAUAGAAAAACCAAGCGGUGAAACUAAAUUCUCAUUCAAACCCAGUCCUUAAUUUGAGUUAUGAAGGGCAUUUUUGGUUUUCAGUAUUGAGCUGUUUUUUUGUAGCAUUACUUGAUCUUUACGUUAGAUUAUUAUGAUGCAAUAUUCUUGAUUUGAUAGGCUGCCA